This is a messenger RNA of Abrus precatorius (Indian licorice), 1275 nucleotides long. RefSeq lists its product as uncharacterized. The transcript has 6 exons. The record is from RefSeq and is a predicted model, not a curated record. The coding region runs from base 28 to 1113 and encodes 361 amino acids. NCBI's taxonomy places the organism in Eukaryota, Viridiplantae, Streptophyta, Magnoliopsida, Fabales, Fabaceae.
UUCAAUUCUCGGAAUUCAGAAUCAGACAUGGAAGAACCCGUUAAGGAACAUCCCUCUGCUGCUUCUGCUUCUGCCUCUGGGAACACUGCCAGGCCAAGGCUUCAGAAGUAUGCGCUUCGCUCUGCCACUAAAUCAAAGGAAGAGAAAUCAGAUACACCCGAUUGCUCAAAUCCUUCUGAAACCAAAAGGGGGAGAGGUGCUUCAAGUGUAAGUAAAAGUGUGAGUGUUCUUGACUUUUCUGGCAAGGACAAGUCAGGUAGUGCCAAACCACCGAGAAGGCUUUCAAUUCCUGCCAAAGCGCCUGCCACUUCAGGACCCAAGCUGGGUGGCAACAUUACCCCAAUCUCUGAGACUAGAACAGGGAAGAGUGCUAUUGGUCAAGGCAGAAGCAAAACACCCAUUUCUGAUAUUUCCAAGACAUCUGCCCGAAUAAAGUUAAAUCUUCUAACUUCGGCUUCAUAUUGGCUAAACCAGAUCAAGCUCUCUGAAUCCGCUGCCAAACACUCAAUUUCAUUUGGUUUCUUCAAACUGGCUUUAGAGGCAGGAUGUGAGCCUCUCGGGUCAAUGCAAGAAGGGCUAAAAUCUUAUGUGAGCAGACAUCAGCUUGAUGAUGAGCUUGGAGAAACUGUGAAAGAAUUGUUUGAGAGGUAUGGUAUCUCAGGAAACACAGAGCAGUUGCAGGUCUCUGAAACUAUUUCACAGGCGGCGGAAGAGGGAACUUUAUCUUCUGAUGAUGACGUGCGUAGCUCUUCUACCAUGGGGACAAGAAAAUUGAAACCCAAGUGCUUAAACAUUGAUUCUAGCUCUACUGAACUCACUCCUGCAACUGAGUCAACCAAGAAGGAAACUAGUCAAAAGAGUAACCCUGGAUCCAGGUUGAGAGGAAAUUUCAGCACCAAAACCACAACUCCAAGACCUUCUCUAGACAGUGGGAAUCGUAGGUCAGUUAGAAAAUCUGAGAAGCCAAGUAGGCAAGAGCCUAUUAAGGGCAUGGGCAAGAGGGAGGGAAGGAAAUCUGAUGUUAAAGAAGUUACUGCUGCCACAGCAAAGGGAAACAAAGAAAAUAUGGACGCUCACACCACUGAAGAUAUCAGUGUGACAGGAGUCAUGUAAACAAUCCAAUUGAGCUUUGCAUCUUUGAAUUUUUGUGGUUCCCAACUUGAAAUCUGUCUUGGGUGUUCUCUAUGUGUAGCGUGUUUUUUUGUAUAGACUGCAUUUCUUUUCGUUUGGUCAGUUGGCAUAUUUUGUGUUUUUGUCCUGUUAUUAUACAGUUGC